Messenger RNA from Cricetulus griseus (Chinese hamster), 3999 nucleotides. Lineage: Eukaryota; Metazoa; Chordata; Mammalia; Rodentia; Cricetidae. The record is from RefSeq and is a predicted model, not a curated record.
GCACCGCCCGGGGGGCCGUCGCCCGCACCAUGUCCGCGGCCGCCUACAUGGACUUCGUGGCUGCCCAGUGUCUGGUUUCCAUCUCCAACCGCACCGCGGUGCCGGAGCAUGGGGGCGCUCCGGACGCCGAGCGGCUGCGACUACCUGAGCGCGAGGUGACCAAGGAGCACGGUGACCCGGGGGACACCUGGAAGGAUUAUUGCACGCUGGUCACCAUCGCCAAGAGCUUGUUGGACCUGAACAAGUACCGACCCAUCCAGACCCCCUCGGUGUGCAGCGACAGUCUGGAGAGUCCCGAUGAGGAUAUAGGAUCCGACAGCGACGUGACCACCGAAUCUGGGUCGAGUCCUUCCCACAGCCCGGAGGAGAGACAGGAUUCUGGCAACACGCCCAGCCCGCUCUCCCUCCUCCACUCUGGAGUGGCUGCGAAGGGGAAACACGCCUCCGAAAAGAGGCACAAGUGCCCCUACAGUGGCUGUGGGAAAGUCUAUGGAAAAUCCUCCCAUCUUAAAGCCCAUUACAGAGUGCAUACAGGUGAACGGCCCUUUCCCUGCACGUGGCCAGACUGCCUUAAAAAGUUCUCGCGCUCGGAUGAGCUCACCCGCCACUACCGGACCCACACUGGCGAAAAGCAGUUCCGCUGUCCGCUGUGUGAGAAGAGAUUCAUGAGGAGUGACCACCUCACCAAGCACGCCCGGCGUCACACCGAGUUCCACCCCAGCAUGAUCAAGCGAUCAAAAAAGGCUCUUGCCAGCCCCUUGUGAGGUGCUCCCCGUGGCAGCCAGGCUGAGAUGGUCCCCGGAAGGACAAAGCUCCCAGGAAACAGACGGACACGUGGAAACCCGCCCCAGCAGAGGUGCGCUGGCCACAGGAGGUCACUGCUCUUUGGUCAAUUAGUCUGAUACUUUCCCUGUACUGUUUCCAAAAAGCACAUGGUAGCCUAAGAUCAAAGUCAACAUUUGGUCCCCUUGCAGAGGCAACUUGGAACCGUCUCUUGACUGUUGGAGGGCAGGCAAAUGCUUUUGGUAUUUUCUCCUUUGUUUUGGGGGUGGGGGGGUGGGAGGAAGGGGGCAAGGCCAAGACUCGGGGUAGGAUUUUGAAGAUUCACACUGGUGUACAUAUGUCUGACUGGGUGAGUUGACCCCUGGCCUCCCACAGUGACUCUGGGUCCUUGAUGCUUGUUGACUCUCGGAAUUGUUUUCUUCUCUUUAAUGUAACGACCAGUGUGCUUCAGUUUGUUUAGCAGAACCACUCUCUUGAAUCACUUUAACUUUUGAGAUUUAAAAAAAAAAAAAAAAAAUCCCUCCAUAGCACAGCUGUCUUUUAUGCAAGCAAGAGCACACCUACUCCAGCAUGAUCUGUCAUCUAAAGACUUGAAAACAAACAAACAAACAAAAGUUACUUAUAGUCUAUGGAUAAGCAGAGUCCGAAUUCACACUAAUCAAGACAAACCUUCGAGAGGUCAUGUUAAGUCCGGAACUUUCAAACCCUGCUUUGUAUGAAUCGUACUAUCUGAACAUAAACUGCACUUUUACUUUCUGAUACCGAGGGUGCUUUGAGGGUAGAAGCAGACGUUCUGUUUGGCACCACGUUAUAAUCUGCUUAUUUUACAGUAUACACGUUUCCCUGAGAACCCACGGCAGAGAUGUGAGUGAGGGCAGAAUGUAUAAAACACAUGCUGAGGAGGAGGAGGGGGAGGAAGGUAGUAUUUCAAAAAUGCGAAAGUGAACAAUUUUAACUUCAUGAAUUCGAAUUUCCCCGUCCUUUCUGAUAACGUCAUCUUAUUACACUCAUGGCACCAGGACACAGAGCAAGAGCAUUCGGCUCUGUCUAGGGUUAGUUGAUCAAUGGGUGCAUAACUGUCACCAGGCCUGGAAAUGCCUGUUUUCUUUUGGGGUUUUCUUUUGGGGUGGGGAGGGGUAUUUCUUGGUCGCUUUCUUGUGUUCCUAUGAGACUCCCACUACAAGGUGCAAGAGAUAGCAAAGGAAAGGGAGCUGAAAUAUGAAAAACAAGCAAAAAAACCCACACACACACACAAAAAAAAAAAACAAAAACAAACCGUUUGCCCCUAUAAGUAGUACCAAGGGAAGACACCACAAUAAUUUCAAAGGCGACUCUGCAGAACAGCCCCUUCUGGUGAACACAGGUCAAAGAAACCUACAUGAGUGACAUCACAUCACCAGCUGUCUGCAUCAGUGGCCCUACCACUACUUAGCUUGUUAUUUAGGUGUCUACAAUGGCCUGAACCACUAUAUCCAUCCUAUGCCAUUUACUGAAAACUUAAUUUUGGCUUUUACAUGGCCAGAAAAACAAACUAGUUUUCAUAGUUAAAAAAAAAAAAAUGAAAACAAAACAAAAAACCUCAAUUGAGGGGAGUCAGCAGUGAUCAUGGGGAAAUGUUUACAUUUUUUUUUUUCCUUCAGAAAUACCACUUUCUGAUGAUUUUAUCUGAUAUUUAAAACAGGGAGCUACGGUGCACUCUAGUUUAGCCAUGUGCUGCACAUGGUGUGUAAACUCGGGGUUCUCACCUGCAGCGAGCUCCACAUUUCACCCAGCGCAUGCUCACUCCCAUCUCAGCAGCGGGUGCUCCUGCAGCGCGUGGGGCACAGCUGACUCCGACUUCCAAUACAACAGCCAUCACUAGCACAGUGUUUUCUGUUUAACCAAUGGAGUUGUAUCAGUAGUUCUAGCAAGAGAACUGCUUUUAACAUUAGGGACUGGGAGCAGUCCAUGAGCUAAAAAAGGAAAGUGUUUUCUCACGAGAAAACAUGUCAGGAAAAAUAAAGAACACUUUCUACCUCUGUUUCAGAUUUUUGAAACGCUUAUUUUAAACCAAAUUUUAAUUUCUGUGUCCAAAAUAAGUUUUAAGGACAUCUGUUCUUCCAUAUGAAAUAGGUUAGGCUGCCUAUUUCUUCCUGAGCUCAUGGAAAGGCUAUGCAUAGGGUACUCUGCGCGCUGCCUUUUAGUGAGUGAGGAGUUUGAGGUUGCCUAGCAACUUGCUAACUUGUAUAAACUCAGCUUUCCCUCACAGAAAGAAAUGAAGGAAAACCAAGUCAGUGAAAGACAAUCUUUAUUGUUUCAGGAGUAAAUCUGUAUGUGGCUCUUGUCAAACACUUAGAUGGAUAUAAACGCAGCAACUUGUUUAAAAAAAAAAAAAUGCACAAUUUACUUCCCGGAAGAGUUGCUACUUGCCUUUUCAAGUUGUUGACAGACACACAUUUGAUAUUCUCUUCUAUGUUCUAGUAACGUAACGUAUACACUCAAGGCUUUUUAUUCUUUGUGAUAAGUCCUGUUUUGCGUCACAGAACAGGAAGCAGCAUUCUAAUUAGAUUUACUACACGGAAAUAUGGUUCAAAUAGGACUACUAGAGUUCAUUGAACACUAAAACUAUGAGACAAUUACUUUUUAUAUUAAAAAGACCAUGGAUUUAACGUAUAAAAAUCCAAAUGCAGGAUAGUAAUUUUUGUUUACUUUUUUAACCAAACUGAAUUUUUUGAAAGACGAUCGCAGGUGUUUAAAAAGAAAGAGAAGCCGUUUUAUCUAAUACUGUAAGUAGUUGUCAUUCAUGGAAAAUAUACUAGUUUUAGAGUUAAGAUAUCUCCUCUCCUUGGUUAGGGAAGAAGAAAGCCCUUCACCAUUGUGGAAUGACACCCUGGCUUUAAGCUCCACAUCACGCUUCUUUUGAGAAUUAUAUUUGGUAGUUACAAUUACAGAAACCAAUUAGUUUGUCAGUUUGCAGAUAGAUUUAGCACAGUACUCAUCACUCUGGGUAGAUAAGAUGUUCUUUCACAGCGGAUGAAUGGUCUGUAACACUGUAAGAUACUGAUCUUUACAACUGUUUAAUCAGUUUUAUUUUUGUACAGUAUUAGUGACCUAAGUUAUUUUGCUGUCCCGUUUUUGUAAAUCAAAUGAAAUUAUAAAAGAGGAUUCUGACCGUAGGUAUUUUGUACAUAUGUAUAUAAGUUGUCCAAAUAAAAAUAAUAAAUGAUAAAGAUUAAA